This is a messenger RNA of Striga asiatica, 1122 nucleotides long. The record is from the annotation of a GenBank genome assembly. NCBI's taxonomy places the organism in Eukaryota, Viridiplantae, Streptophyta, Magnoliopsida, Lamiales, Orobanchaceae.
CCUAAUUCACAAACCAAAAGCGCGGGAUACCGAAAUAAUAACACUGAUGAUGCCAAAAUCUGCCCAGCACUCGUUGAUCCUACGUGGCGAUAUCUCAUUGGUUACUCAACACAUAACGCGGAUCGCAAAACCUACGCUCCCCAAUCUCACCGUCCAAACCGAAUCAACGGCUCCCAUUCAACCCCCAAAAAGUUCAAACCAUCCCCAAAAAUCCCCAUUUUCCCGCUCUCAUCUUCUCUAUAUAACAAACCCCACUAUCGAACGCAUCUCUCACCACACACACAAAUUCUAUACAUUCAAUCUCCAAUAUCUACAUAUCUCCCUCUCCGGCGACUCUCCGACCAAUCUACGAUGGCCCGCACCAAGCAGACUGCCCGCAAAUCCACUGGCGGCAAGGCCCCCAGGAAGCAGCUCGCCACCAAGGCCGCCAGGAAGUCUGCCCCCGCCACCGGCGGCGUGAAGAAGCCCCACCGCUUCCGUCCGGGAACUGUCGCCCUCAGGGAGAUCCGAAAGUACCAGAAGUCCACAGAGCUCCUCAUCCGCAAGCUCCCCUUCCAGAGGCUGGUGCGCGAGAUUGCGCAGGACUUCAAGACUGAUCUCAGGUUCCAGAGCUCUGCCGUGGCGGCGCUGCAGGAGGCGGCGGAGGCCUACCUGGUCGGGCUCUUCGAGGACACCAACCUCUGUGCGAUCCACGCCAAGAGGGUGACCAUCAUGCCCAAGGAUAUCCAGCUUGCGAGGAGGAUUAGGGUUGACUCGGUCUCGUUUUGGGGUUCUGAUGUUGGAUCUGUAGUAGGGGUUGUUUUGUAUAUCGGUUGUUAUCUGGGCUCUAACUCGAAAACCCUCCCCUUUUUUAUGAUUCUUGUGCUUGUGAUUGCUAGUUUUGUGCAGGAAAGCACGGCUCAUCCAUGUGGGAGCACGUUUUUCUCGGCACUCGUCCAGCUCAUACCUUGCCGGGCAGCUGUGGCUCCUUUCAGCCCGAGUCCUCCAACUGAGUCUUGCUGUGACUCGGUCAAGGCUCUCGGGCAGCCUUGUCUUUGUGUGCUUGUUAAUGGGCCCCCGAUUUCUGGCGUUGAUCGAGACAUGGCUAUGCAGCUGCCUGAGAAGUGCACUGCAAACUUUGAA